Molecule: messenger RNA, 2571 nt
Organism: Aureobasidium subglaciale EXF-2481
Lineage: Eukaryota; Fungi; Ascomycota; Dothideomycetes; Dothideales; Saccotheciaceae
Product: glycosyltransferase family 1 protein
Exons: 3
Coding region: 1-2571 (856 amino acids)
Biological process (GO): carbohydrate metabolic process
Molecular function (GO): hexosyltransferase activity; UDP-glycosyltransferase activity
Source: RefSeq, a predicted model, not a curated record
AUGAAGAAGUCGUACGCAGCGUCCACAUUUUCCUUCGAAACCACGACCACGGAAGCAUUCCGUCAUGACACAACACGAGAUACACUGGUGAAUGACGACUGUAACGAUAUACCUCCGCCAUAUACUCUAAUCUCGGGCGACACGAAUACACUCACGCAAGACGACGGACGCGUGCGCUUGGACGUCAACUCGAAGCUCGCCCGCACUUUGUCUGUACUGAUCAAAAACAACGCCGACUAUGUACCACCACUGAAGUAUGAAGAACCAUUCCUCGAACAGCCAGAAGGACAGCUACCACUCAACAUUGUGAUUCAGAUUGUCGGUAGCCGAGGAGAUGUCCAGCCUUUCAUCGCUCUAGGCAAUGAACUACAAAAAUCUGGUCAUCGAGUAAGGCUGGCGACUCACGACAUUUUCCGCGACUUUGUCACACAAGCUGGUCUUGCAUUCCAUCCCAUCGGAGGCGAUCCCAACGAACUCAUGUCAUAUAUGGUCAAGAAUCCCGGGCUGAUACCUAGCAUGAAGACGAUGCAAGCAGGCGAGAUUUCGAAAAAGAGAGAGAUGAUAAGUGAGAUGCUUGAAGGCUGCUGGAGGUCAUGUAUCGAGCCGGAUGAAGUCACAGGAACUCCAUUUGUUGCCGACGCCAUCAUUGCAAAUCCGCCCAGUUUCGCACACAUCCACUGCGCCCAAGCAUUAUGCAUUCCUGUACAUCUUAUGUUCACAAUGCCCUGGACGGCGACAAAGAGCUUCCCACAUCCGCUUGCCAACAUUCAAGAUAACAAAGCAGAGCCUAGUAUGGUCAAUCGGCUCUCGUACGCCAUGGUCGAAUGGAUGACUUGGCAAGGUCUGGCAGAUGUGGUGAAUAGUUGGCGCGAAACAAUGGAUCUUGAACCGGUCCCGACGACCGAAGGCCCUUUUCUCGCUUACACGCAAAACAUACCCACGACCUAUUGCUGGUCAGGAGCUCUCGUUCCAAAGCCUGCAGAUUGGGGACAGCAUAUUGAUGUCUGUGGUUUCUUCUUUCGAGACAUGCCAAAUUACAAGCCGCCUCAAGAUCUACAAGACUUUCUAGAAGCUGGACCGACACCCAUCUAUAUUGGCUUCGGCAGUAUCGUUCUCGAAGAUGUAGAGACUAUCUCUGACAUUAUCUCCGAAGCUGUCAGUAACACUGGCGUUCGUUGCAUAUUGUCGAAAGGCUGGGCUGGUUUGUGUAACGUGUCUGGUUCGCCGAACAUACUCGAGGUUGGAGAUUGUCCGCACGAGUGGCUAUUUCAAAAGGUAUCAGCUGUCGUACACCAUGGAGGAGCAGGAACAGCUGCUUGCGGUCUGAAGAACGGUCUUCCAUCUCUAGUGUGUCCCUUCUUUGGCGAUCAACCAUUCUGGGGAGAAAUGAUCCAUGCGGCCGGCGCAGGUCCAGCACCAAUUCACCACAAAAGCCUUACUCCAGAAAAUCUCAGUGAAGCCAUUCGAUACCUCACUACACCAGAAGCACGGCUGGCCGCUCGUAACAUAGCUCAUUGUAUGUCGACAGAAAAUGGUGUCAAGGCAGCAGUCCAAUCCUUUCAUCGUAAUUUACCUCGCGAGACGACCCGCUGCGACAUCCUGCCGCACUUGCCCGCUGUCUGGACAUACAAGCUUUCUUCAAAAAGGACCAUCAAGCUCUCAAAACUGGCUGCAGAGAACUUACUCGAUCACCUCAAGAUCGAUGGCAAGAAGCUUGGUAUAAAUGAGGUCAAGAGCUAUAUUAUCGAAAAUCGCCGCUGGGAGCCUUUGACCGGCGCUGCAAGUGCUGCUAUCGGCACACUUUACAGAUCAGGGAUGGCGAUUGGCGAUGGCUUUAAGAAAGACAAGAAAGACAAGAAAGACAAGAAGAAGCAGAAAUUGCUGCAGGCCGGACAAACUUGUACAUCCGAGUCCGGUAUAUCAACACCGGAACUCGCCAGUCGUAGCACUUCUCUGCAAUUCUCAGCAAGCGACAACGACUACACAUCAAUCAUCUCCUCCUACUCCGAUAGCAACGAUACACAAUCCAAGAAGCCCGAGGACAAUCAGAACCACAUUGCCCGAGGUUUCGGCAAAGCAGGAGCGACAUAUCUCAAAGGCAGUCUAGUAGACAUCCCCUUCGCCCUGGCCGAAGGCCUUCGAAACGCCCCCCUCAUGUACGGCGACAAGCCCCGCGACCUCGGCACCGUGACCGACUGGAAAAGCGGCACCGCAAUAGCAGGCAAAGGCCUUUUCUAUGGUAUCUACGACGGUAUCACUGGCUUGGUCACAGAGCCCGUCAAGGGUGCAAAAAAAGAAGGGGCGGUCGGUGCAUUGAAAGGCUUUGGAAGAGGGUUGGGAGGUAUUUAUUGGAAACCUAAUGCUGGGUUGGCGGGGUUGUUGGGAUAUACGGUACAAGGAGUUUACAAGAGUGUUUAUGGGGCUUUGCAUACUGCGACGAGAAAGAGAAUUGCGAAAGCGAGGAGGGAGGAGGGGGUGUGGUUGCUCAAGAAGGCGAGGGAGGAAAACAGUGUUGAUCUCAGGGAAAUCAUUGUCGCUUUUGAGGAGUUGCGAAAGGAUGGGUUUAGCUGA